Messenger RNA from Brassica napus (rape), 1125 nucleotides. Its product is annotated as thioredoxin-like 3-3. Bases 582 to 1007 code for a protein of 141 amino acids. NCBI's taxonomy places the organism in Eukaryota, Viridiplantae, Streptophyta, Magnoliopsida, Brassicales, Brassicaceae. The record is from RefSeq and is a predicted model, not a curated record. The transcript is spliced from 3 exons.
UUAAUAUAUUUAAGUAUAUAAAUAUGAUUUGGAUUAUUCAGAUACCUAAAAUAUUUCGGUUCGAGUCGGGUUCGGAUUUUUUAGAUACCAAAAUUUUGUAUCCAUUCGAAUUUUAACCAGUUUCAAUUCGGAUUUAGUGCUAUUUGUUGGAUCAGAUUUGGUUCGGUUUGGUUCUUAUGAUUCAGCUUUUUUUGCCAAGCCUUAUUUUUUUUUUUAAUUAUACAAAGGUAUCUUGGUCUCCAUUGUAUUGGAUCAGUUUACUUAUUGGCCUCCUGUUAGCAGUCUACUUAUCGGUCAAGUCCUAUUUUGAAUUUUGUAACAAUGAAGAAAAAGCACUGAAAAGAAAGGUUUCAAAACAUCAGUUUAAACUGUAAAGAUCAUUUAUCAGAAUAAGCGUAAAAGUAAGCGACCACUUCACUCUGCCAAAAAAAAAUAAAACCUCAAAAUUCAAACGGUAACCUAACAGAAUCCUGAACGUAAUUGAGCCGGUUAACAAAUCAUGUCUAUGUUAGAAAUCAGAUCGGUUAAAACCGGUUAAAGAAUCAAAUUGAUUGGUGUGGUUAGUGGUAAUAAGUAGACUUAUGGUUAGAGUAGCUUCUGUAAAAGGAUCAAAAUUGCCAGUUCCGAAAGCAAAACAAAAAAAAACAAAAAUGAGAAAGCAAGAACCGGAGGAAGCAAAUCGUAACGUCAAUAUGGAAACCGCAACAAGCGACCAAAGUCUCAUAACAAUUCUGGACGACAUCAAAUCUUCAAAACUUCCGGCUGUUAUUAACUACGGUGCUUCGUGGUGUGGAGUUUGUAGCCAGACGUUUCCUGCCUUCCAAGAGCUUAGCAGCAGUUUCAAAAGGAUCAAGUUUGUUUAUGCAGAUAUCGACGAGUGCCCUGAGACCACUCUUCGCAUCCGUUACACUCCGACGUUUCAGUUCUACAGAGACGGUGAAAAGGUUGACGAGAUGUUUGGAGCUGGUGAAGAGAGGCUACAUGAUCGUCUUUGGCUUCUUUCUUGAAAUGUAUUCUUGAAAAAUCAAAUUAUUAACACCUAUAAAUGAUAAAAUAAAGAUUUCUGCAACCCUGUGCUACAUAAUUGAUAAGAUUAUUAUAAUAACAUAUGAAUAUUUAACUAAA